AUAAGUCGAAAAGAAGGUAACUUUUUCCAACACUAGGCCCAAUUACAAUUUGUUUAUCAAAAUGAGUGAAAUGACGUUAAACAAUUUAUCCCAGGAAGGAUCUGCGCCUGAGAACAAUCUAAGCAGUGACUCAGAAGAUGACUAUAAUGUACUCGUGGCUGAAGUAAAAGACCACCAACUAUUGUUGCAGCUUCUGAGAACUUUUCAGGCUAAAUGCAAAAGUAAUGCUACGACUAUCAAGGAUCUGGGAGGAAAAUUAUUCGAAGCUGAAUCACAGCUAUUGAUUCAUAAGGAAAAGGCACAAUUCUUUGAUGAGAAGUGCAGGGACAAAGGUGAUCUGAUAGCGACGUUGAAAGCGUCAAUACAAAUAAACAAUGAAAUGACUACGAGAAACGCUGCUGCGCACGAUAUGAACAUAAAAUUAAUGCAAAAUCGAAUUACUGAGCUUCAAAAUGCUCUUGACACCCAAGCUAAAGAUGAUCAACCAAAUUCUGGAACUAUCCAUGACACACAAUUGGAGAAGUUUCAAGAACAGAUUGCCGAUUAUAAACGCAUCAUUGAGUUAAACGAGUCUACAAUAUGCCAACUGAAAGAAAAAGUGACUGCAUUAGAGACCAAAGUCAAGCUAGAUGCAACCAUUAUCGAAAACAAGAAUCAUGAACUCGCCCAAGUAACUAACAGUAUAAGUACGGCCGAGUCUACAAUAUUAAAACUGAAAAAGGAAGUGACUGCGUUAGAGACCACAGCCCAGUUAGCUGAAAUCAACAUCAAACAGAAGGAUGAGCAAACCGAGAAUAAAUCCUCGCAUAGAGGGUACAAAAUUACAAAUCUAGUGUCCACUAAAUUAAUUGAAAUUACUGGCCUCGCACCCUUUGCCGCCCCAUUUAAGGAUAUUCCAUGUAGAAAUGGCAAUGGCUGGAUGGUCGUGCAAAGACGUUUCGAUGGAAGUGUGAAUUUUUCUGAGGGCUCGUAUAUUGAUGGUUUUGGUUCUUUAGCUGGAGAGUUUUGGCUUGGCUUGGAGAAAUUGUAUAUAUUAACAAAUAUUACUCCUCAUAUGCUGCACAUUCAACUCGUUGAUUUCGAUGAUAAUACAUGGUACGCAGAAUAUGACCACUUCAUUGUUGGCAACAAAAUAUGUGACUACAACUUAGUUAACCUCGGGUACUACUCAGGAAACGCUGGUGAUGCACUGCGAAAUCAUGUGCAUGAAGGUUUCAAUAAGUGGUGGGUGUAUAAAAAAGAAGUUCAAGACGGGUGUAAUUUGAAUGGAAAAUUUUAUGCAUCGACGAGUCGAAAUCGGAAUACCAAGGAUGGCAUUUAUUGGGGUACAAGAGGAAACCUCAAAUCUUGUACAAUGUUGCUAAAAUCUAUGUUUAUUUAAGGGACAUUGUACAUAUAACAGUCAAUCUAAGAGCUUAUAAAAAUUUUUUUAUACAAUCUUUAAA
Messenger RNA from Drosophila pseudoobscura, 1445 nucleotides. Its product is annotated as fibrinogen-like protein 1. The record is from RefSeq and is a predicted model, not a curated record. NCBI's taxonomy places the organism in Eukaryota, Metazoa, Arthropoda, Insecta, Diptera, Drosophilidae. The transcript has 3 exons. Bases 62 to 1381 code for a protein of 439 amino acids.